Molecule: messenger RNA, 234 nt
Organism: Cetraspora pellucida
Lineage: Eukaryota; Fungi; Glomeromycota; Glomeromycetes; Diversisporales; Gigasporaceae
Source: the annotation of a GenBank genome assembly
AUGUUUGAUUCAAGAAAUUUGCUAAUUGAAAGUAAUGUAGGACCUUUCGUCGUUCGCGAGUUGAGGGGUGUGGUGUGCGAAAAAGAGCCCGGUACGAUCGGUAUCGUGGUCUCACCCCGCCUUAAUUUUACCGAAAUCGCUAUAAAUGAAGCGAAAGCUUCUAAAUAUAUUAAAAACAGAUCGAAUAAAUCUAAGCAUCCUAUCAUCUUGACGGAUAUAUCUCACCUCCCUCAG